This is a messenger RNA of Malus domestica (apple), 2053 nucleotides long. RefSeq names its product type I inositol polyphosphate 5-phosphatase 4-like. Gene Ontology annotation, biological process: phosphatidylinositol dephosphorylation. The record is from RefSeq and is a predicted model, not a curated record. Gene Ontology annotation, molecular function: inositol-polyphosphate 5-phosphatase activity; phosphatidylinositol-3,4,5-trisphosphate 5-phosphatase activity; phosphatidylinositol-4,5-bisphosphate 5-phosphatase activity. NCBI's taxonomy places the organism in Eukaryota, Viridiplantae, Streptophyta, Magnoliopsida, Rosales, Rosaceae.
AAAUCCCACAACACCAACGUGACAAGCACCAACCUAACCAACCCUAAUAAACCAACCAAAUGAUAGAAUCACUGCGAGGCCAAUAUCUUUCUUCAUAGCCCUAUUAAUCCUCCAUUUGUUAUCCUAAUUCCAACCCACCUUUUACUUCACCCGCACGAGCAAUGCGACUUGAAGCCGCCAUGGUAGGAGGGGAACAACUUUCAUCUGAUCAGCAAGGUGCAGGAACAGCUUGCAUGGACAACGAAAGACGGGAUGGUUAGGGAUGGACGGAGAGGAUCAUAAAUCGAGGAGGAGAAGGUUUAGAAAGUGGUUCAAGAGAAAGCAUAAGAGAGCUGACCCCUAUCAACUGAGUCAAGUUUCAGAUGGGGGCAAAGAUGAAAGCGGAGAUUACUUGGAUGAUAUUCUCUUUCGGUCCAUGGAGAUGGAUCCAGGCACUUCAACUAGUGAGCUGAGAAUCUUCGUGGGAACUUGGAAUGUUGCCGGACGGUCUCCGGUAGGGAGCUUGGCAGUAGAUUUGGAUGAGUGGCUGAAUCUUAAGGAUGAUGCGGCAGACAUGUAUGUUCUCGGAUUUCAGGAGAUCGUACCUUUGAGGGCCCGAAAUGUGAUAGGAGCGGAAGACCCAACCGUAGCAAGAAACUGGAACCUGCUGAUAGGAAAAGCUCUCAACGAAAAAUUCGGGUGCCCUUGGUUGACGCCCAUUGUGAAUCCAAUUUCAAGUGAGAACUACCACUACGUGCAAGUUUCCGAACCCGAACCUGAAAUCACGAGAGAGCAAUCAAGAACCCUGCAUGAAAAGCCAAGGAGUGUGAGUAAGUACAAGCUGAUGGCAAGCAAGAAGAUGGUAGGAGUCUUCAUUACUGUAUGGAUGAAAAGUGAAUUGGUAAAAAAAUAUGACAUUUCAAAUGUUAAGGUUUGUUCCGUGGCCUGCGGCAUCAUGGGUUAUUUGGGAAACAAAGGCUCGGUUUCAGUUAGCAUGACGAUUGAAGGAACUAGUUUUUGCUUCGUUGUAGCCCAUCUAGCUUCUGGUGAGAAGAAAGGAGAUGAAGGCAGAAGGAAUCAUCAAGUCGCAGAGAUUUUCAAGCGAACUUCUUUCCCUCGAUACCCUUCAGACGACGAUAUUCCUCAUCCUCUCACCAUCUUAGGACACGAGAGUCAGUCAAAAAUUAACCAGAUUUCAAAACCAAUAAGUCGGAUUUUUUGGUUUGGGGAUCUAAACUAUAGGCUAUACUUGGAGGACAAUUCAGCCAGGCAGCUGAUAAGGAAACUAGACUGGAGAGCAUUGCAAGAGUUUGAUCAGCUUCGUAUGGAACGGGAAUAUGGUGGGGCAUUUCAGGGUUGGAUGGAGGGAGCUUUAGAAUUUGCACCUACCUAUAAGUAUUCUUCAUCAAACUGCAAUCGCUAUUCAGGUGGGCUUCCAAGCAGAUCAGGAGAGAAGCAAAGGACUCCAGCAUGGUGCGAUAGAAUUAUGUGGUAUGGAAAAGGAGUGACACAGCUCUCUUAUUUCCGUAGUGAAAGUAAGUUCUCUGACCAUCGCCCUGUCUCUGCCCUAUUCGCAACACAGGUAGACGUACUGCAAUCUACUAAUCCAAGAAUGGUUUCAAUUCAUACCGUUCUUCCCAUCAUACCAACUCUUAAAGAAAUUGUACAGAGAGACCAUGACGAAGAGGCCAGUUCUACAUUAUUAUCAAUGAUCUUAAAGGAUAUAGAAGAAUCACCAGCAGGAAAUGCAAGUUGUAUAGAACAAAUAGAUGACAGUGGUUGCAGCUAGCGUUUAGCAAGUUGUGUUCUUCGAUGUAUGCUCUCAAAUGUUUAUAGAAAUGAAGCUGAAAUAAUAUAUAGAAAGGUUUAAAAUGCAAAUUCAGCAGUACAGAACCUUAACAAAGUCAGAGGCAAACUGGGGUCACUGAUAAAUUGUGUAGGAGUGCCAUAGAUUUAUAGUUCUUCAAGUUCUCAAUUGCAGUACAUUACGUGUUAGGUUAAACGAACAUAUAAAGUGUAGUUAUGAGAAGUAGAUUAUUACUUACAAAAUGUUAAUCUGCCUAACUUGACUGAA